Messenger RNA from Nezara viridula (southern green stink bug), 1736 nucleotides. The record is from the annotation of a GenBank genome assembly. NCBI's taxonomy places the organism in Eukaryota, Metazoa, Arthropoda, Insecta, Hemiptera, Pentatomidae.
AGAUGGAAGAGGAUUCCAUCAUAGCACUCGUUCCCGCUUCACAGCAGAUUGUUCUGUCUCCAACACUUCGACACUCAUUUCCAAGCCUUCCUGUAAAUACUUCAUUUACUUUGAUGCUUAAGGAAUCUCCAGCCAUAGAGCAAUUAGAAACACCAGAAACUCCUGAUAACAACUCUAAACCAGUGUCCUAUACAUUAGAUACGCUUUCAGUAAUACUAUCUGCACUUUACUGUAAGCUUCUUAUAGUUCUAGGUUUGGCACUACCAAUCACUAAGAUUAUCACCACAACAGUACCUGCAGAAUUUUAUGAUUUCUUCUACAUAUAUUUAUAUGGAGGAAGUUUAGCUUUUAUUUUAACUGUGCAUUUGAUUUCAUUUAAGAAGAAAGCUGUUAAGAAAAUACAGAGUAAAUGUUCAAAAAAUUCACAUGUGAAAAAAAAUGAUAAGCCAGCAACGACAAACCACUAUGGCAGUUUCUACUUGCGCCUGGGUGCUUCUUCUUUCGGGAUCGGAAGCAUGGUUUAUUCAGGCCUAGAGUUGGGAGAGCACUUCCUAGUCGCUGGAACUGCGUGCAACAAUAUUAUAAUCAGCGCUAUUAAACCGGUACUCAGAAUGGCCUUCGCCUUACUCCAAAUACAUUUUAUAUUCCUCAGCGAUAUAAAUGUAAAGAAGGCUCGAUUUCCAUCAAUAACAAGAAUGUGCUUGGGCCAUAUGUUAGCUACCAAUAUUGCCGAGUGGCUCUCCGUUGUAGUUGAAGAGACUAAACACGAAAUUCAUCAUCUCCAUUCUAUUGACAAACACCACAAUGAUGAUGUAAAUCAUUACAACACUCAGAACUGUACUAAUCCUACUUCAGGGGUUCUAUUAAGUGGAGCUACGGCUUAUCUUUUCCCAUGUGCCAUCGAAUACAGCUUAAUAUGUGCCGUUACUUUAAUAGAAAUGUGGAAGGAUGUUCAUAUCGGUCCACCAAUUAAAACCGAAGAGAAACCUCAAAAGGAAAUUUUUCCAAAACAAGAAAAUAAACAGUAUGCUGUGGAUUGCACAAAUUCUGAAAAUGGACUGGUUGGCGGAUUGCUUAUUAAUGUAUAUACGCUAAUAAGUUUAUUGGUGUUUUUUGCUUUACACGAAAAACGACAGGAUGCAGCCUAUUGGUGCCUUACAGUUUGUGAUACAAUUCUUAAUGCCUCGUCCCUUUUAGCUAUUGCCAUUGCAUCUUUUGAGAUGCGGAAUAUGGCUUACUGUGUACAUAGAUUCAAUACUAAAGGUUCAUUGAAGUUGGGACUUGAUAUUUCCCUGCUUUUGAAGGCACAGUUUGGAGUGUAUUUGUAUGCAGUUUUUUCUGCCAUUGCAUGCUAUUUCACUCCAGAAGCAUCAAUAUGGCCUGAUUUAUUUACAAUUACCCAGACUUCGAUUCAAACCUUGUUUAUAUUAGACAGUUGGUGGAAAAGAUGCUUAACACCAAGAGAACAAGAAAAGAAGCCGGGAAGGCAGAGCUUGACAUAUUUACGCUUGGUAAACAUAGCGAUGUGGACUACUACCAUAACGGAGAGGAAUAGAGCCGAACUGAGGCCUCUACAACUCGCGUUCUACGGGAAAUGGCCAUGGACAAUAAUUACUCAUGCUUCCAUGCCACUCGUUGUUUUUUAUCGUUUUCAUUCAACGAUUUGUUUCUUUGAAGUAUGGCGUAAUGCUUACAAAGGAAUACAUACGAUCCCAGACACAGAAUUAAUGUUUUGA